UCAGGUUAGCUUCUGCUAGCUUGACGCAGGUCUGUUGUGGCUGUACGGUGAAGUUGUUUAAAUUGCUUUUGCGUUUUUAGACGGCACAUUUUGAUGGAUGCCACUUUUCGUGUAUCUGCAGUGGACGCCCAAGAGCUCGGUUAAGAAUACAGGUGUAUGAGGGGGUUGACGGUGCCCUGUCCUGUGCCAAGCUGUCACUAUGGAUGAAGAAACCAUUGAGGCUGCUAUUGCCUCCUAUGGCGUGCAGCUGCAGCAGGUGGAGCUGGCCCUGUCGGCCGGCCUGGACCCCAGCCAGCAGGAGGACCUGCUCAAACUAAAGGAGGACCUUUGCCAGCUGAUAGAGCUCACCGAGGCCAGCCUGGUGUCUGUGAAAAAGAGCCGGCUGCUUGCCAGCCUAGAGGGCCACAACGGACUGCAGGCGAACAGCCCAGAUCCAGCAGCUGAGACCAACAACACAAAUGGCCUGGAUGCCGAGUUUGCUGCUUUUUACUCUGAACUGGGAGAGAGCUCUGGCAGUAGCUCCGAUAACAGAGAGAGGGACACAGAGGCAGAGGGAGGAGCAGGGGAUUGUGACGAGGAGGAGGACGAAGAAGAAGAAGAAGACGACUCGCUUAGUGGUACUAAAGUGAUGGCGCCUUACAGGACGACUUGGGGGACGUUGGAGUAUCAUAAUGCCAUGGUGGUGGGGUCAGAGCCACCAGAUGGAGAUGAGGCGCAAGUUAGGGUGCUGUACAUCUACCCUACGCAUAAGUCCAUGAAGCCCUGUCCAUUCUACCUGGAAGACAAAUGUCGAUUUCUGGAUAAUUGCAGGUUUUCUCAUGGUGAGGUGGUGUACGUGUCGGAGCUCCGAGCGUUCUCGGAGUGUGACCUCAGUAAUCUUGAAGAGGGUUCAUCCUGCCUGACUCGCCAUGAGGAUGGUAUUUGGUACCCAGCCAAAAUUACAGAAAUCGACUCUGGUUUCUACACGGUGAAGUUCGACUCACUGCUGAUGAAAGACGCUGUAGUCGAAGCUGACGCCGUUAUUCCGCCUUUGAGAGAAGACGACCCCAUCUCCUCUGAUUCAGAUCCAGAUGACACGGGAGAGGGAGAGGAUAUGGGAUAUGCCAAAGUUCUAGACGCUGUUGGGGACUCUGCAGAAACGCAAAACAGUGGCCACUUUGGUGGCUGGGAAGCACAUACCAGAGGGAUCGGAUCCAAACUUAUGCUCAAGAUGGGCUACGAAUACGGGAAAGGCUUAGGAAAAAUGCAGGAGGGUCGAGUAGAGCCGGUGAUGGCGGUAGUCCUGCCUAAAGGCAAGUCUCUGGACGAGUGCGCGCAGUUCACCCAGAGGCGCACCCAGAAGAAAACGGCCAAGGACGGAGCCCAGAGCGGCCGCCCGAAGCGGCGCAGGAAGCCCCGAGCCGCCACCAGAGGGAGCCACACCGUGUUUGACUUCCUGAACCGACAGCUAGGAGACAGGAGCUGUGAUGCUGCUGAAGGGGGAGCUGCUGCACCGCCGGCAGCAGCCGGCCUAGAGGCUUACAGGGGGGGGCAAACCACCAAGAGGAGCCUGAACGUGAAGCUGUUCCAGGCUGCUCAGAGGGUCUCCCAGACCGAGAGGGAGAUCCAGAAACUGAGCGACCUACUCAGUAAACAGGCUGGCAGGGAUGCAUCCAGAGUGAAGCAGCUGGAAGAGAAACUGUCCGCCGCCCGCCAGCUGCUGGCCCAGCAGAAAUCACAGGAACUUUCCAUCCAGAGAGAGCACAGGAAGGCUGACACGCACAAGAAAAUGACGGAGUUUUAACAUCACUUUUCUCAAAGACCUUGGACAAUAAAGGGAAGCGCCGCUCCCCUGAAACACGACUUUAGUCUGCAGAUGUAUUGGUUUUUUUUUGGGAUG
This is a messenger RNA of Menidia menidia (Atlantic silverside), 1879 nucleotides long. The record is from the annotation of a GenBank genome assembly. NCBI's taxonomy places the organism in Eukaryota, Metazoa, Chordata, Actinopteri, Atheriniformes, Atherinopsidae.